Symbiodinium pilosum is the source of this 927-nucleotide messenger RNA. The record is from the annotation of a GenBank genome assembly. Lineage: Eukaryota; Dinophyceae; Suessiales; Symbiodiniaceae.
AUGCAGUGGAUCGACCAACCCCUGGGCACGCUGAACAGCGCGCAGCUGCCCAUCGGGGCUUGGACGGGCGCGCAGCUGGCGGCAUGGAUCUCCUCCAAUUACGCCUCCACCACCUACGUGGAGGCGCAGAACUCCAUAGAGGUCGCAAGCGACGGGAACCGCCGCAUCUUGUCGGACGCCGAGCUCCGCGACCUCUUCCCCAACGGGCCGGGCUACCUGCAGGGGGCCUACGCCACCAGCCCACAAAGCAUCAACCACCUGCUGGGGGGCAGCUACAUCGACGGGGCCCUCCAAAUCUUCCCCUGGGUCAGCAUGGAGCUGGGCAACGCGGCCCACAUCCUGGGACCGCUGGGCACCGACAUAAUCUGCAAGGUGACCAUCGACAAAAACGUGGGCCACGUCAUGAAGGACCAGACGGACGACGGGCACCUGGUGGAGCUGCGGGGCCCGAUCACCCUCCGCACGCUGAACUUCCGCCUCACCGACGUCGACGGGAACGAGGCUGAGGAGGCAGCACGCUCGGCUGCUGGAAGCCCCGAGCCGCCCGAGCCCGCGGAGCCCGCGGAGCCCGCGGAGCCCGGCCGCGGCGCCGACCCAGAGCCUGUAGGACCAGCUGCUGGGGAUCUUCCCGCAAUUCCCCCUGCCGGGCCUGCCGACCCCGUGGUGGCCGUGCCCCAGCGGAUUCCGGAGCCCCAGAGCCCAAGGCGGCGCCCAAGAAGCGCGGCCGACUGGCCGUCCCCGCCGACCUCAGGCGGUGAACCGCUACCGCAGGCUGCAGUGGCUCCGGAGCCGGAGCAGCAGCCCCAGCAGCCGGAGCAGCCGCGCCGCCCUGUCCACCUGACACCCGCGCAAAUGCGGAGGGUGCGCCAGAUCAGCCGGCAGAACCGCUUCGAGCAGCUGGCCAUGGCGAACAGCAUGGACGUGUAA